CCAAAUAUGUUUGAGGAUCUGUUCAACUUUAAAGAGUUUAUAAGGGAUAAGAGCUCUGUUGUACAUGAUCUUUAAAAGAGUACUACAGAAGCCAAUACGAAAUCCUAACUAUAUAUAUAUAGUCCAAUAAUUUUGUAAAAUGUGAAAAAUAUGAUGAUAAUAAAACAUCUACGUAUGGUUUAAUUUCUAUAAAUACUAAUUAUUACUCUUCUAUUAUACUGAGCCACCUAUUAUCGACUUGUUAUUGACCCACAUAAACGCUAUUGUAUUUAUAGGUAGAACACAAAUAAUGAAAAUCCUUCAACAGCUCAUAAUUUCUCCCCAUUCUCAUACCCCAAUGCGCAUGCUGCCUUUCUCCCCUUCUCUUACACAAAAUCUCAAAACCCAUCUUCUAACCACUCUGUCUCCUUAACCUUAAAAAGCAAAAGAAAAAAAAAUUAAGACCUAACCCUAACCCACCUCUCAUAAUUUCCCCCCCUUUUCUUACCCCCACCAAAAAAAAAAAAAAAAAAAAAAACUCUCUUAUUAGUUAUUAUUAUUCCCUCUUUUAUUUCCAAACCCAAUCUUCAACCUCUUUCCUCUUUCUCUCUCCCAAACCCUCACCAACAAAAACAAAAGAGAGAGAAACUCAAUAUCAACCUAAAACCUCAGUUCUUUCUUUAGCUAGCUAGCAAAACUUACGUGAGUUCACCAAAACUAAACUAAAGAUCCUAUUAACUCAAAAACCAAAAUAAUUGUAUCUAAUUAACAGCGAACAAUAUGAAGAUUCAUUCAUGAUCAAUUCCAAAGAAUAAUACGUGAAGAAGAAAUUGAUUUCGAGCUUCGAAAAAUGGAUCAAGUAACAGCUCAUGGAAGACCUCUACCACCUCCUUUUCAUUCUAAUAAUCUUCAUCUUAACCCUCAUCAUCAGUUUCACCACUUUCAGCAACAACAUCAGCAACAACAACAACAACAACAGCAACAACAACAACAACAUCUUCAGCUACAACAACAGCAACAUCAUAAUAGCUCAGAAGCUGAGCAAAGUGGAAGUAGCAGCGAUCUAAAAUCAAGUCUGAAGAGAGAAAGAGAUGAGUCAGGUGCAGCUGACAGCAAAGACGAAGGCGGCGAAAGAGGAAGCGGAGAUGGUGGUGAUAGAGAGAUCCAAAGAAGGCCUAGAGGUCGGCCAGCUGGAUCGAAGAACAAACCAAAGCCACCUAUCAUUAUCACAAGGGAUAGUGCUAAUGCACUUAGAUCUCAUGUGAUGGAAGUAGCAAAUGGAUGUGAUAUAAUGGAAAGCAUAACAAACUUUGCACGGCGUAGACAAAGAGGGGUUUGUAUCUUGAAUGGUACAGGAACAGUUGCAAAUGUUACUCUUCGUCAACCUGGUGCUCCAGGGGCGGUAGUAACCCUACAUGGAAGGUUUGAAAUACUUUCGCUAUCAGGGUCCUUUUUACCGCCUCCUGCGCCCCCUGCAGCCUCUGGCCUCACCAUUUAUCUAGCGGGAGGCCAAGGCCAGGUCGUAGGAGGCGGGGUUGUAGGACCCCUUUUGGCAUCGGGGCCUGUAGUUGUUAUGGCCGCGUCCUUUGGGAACGCGGCCUAUGAAAGGUUACCUCUUGAUGAAGAUCAAGAGGGACCUGGGGCCCCGAUGCCAGGAGUAACUUCAGGUGGCGGUGCCUUAGGAUCACCGCCACCUGGAGGAGUACCCGGACAAGUAAUAGAUCCGGGUACUAAUGGAUCAGGAGGAGGAUCAGGUUCAGGAUCUGGAGGAUUACUACAAGGGUUACCUCCAAACUUGUUGAAUUCUUUACCACCUGAAGCUUUUUGGGGUACUCCUAAUCGAACUCCUUAUUGAUCAAAUCACCUAGUACAUUUUACUACUUGGAAUCUUGGAUGGAUUAUAAAUGAAUGUUUUUUCUUUUGUUUGAAGAAAUUUGCAAGAGAAAGUUUAUCCUUCUCAUCAUCAUCAUCUUCUGCUUUCUUAAUCAAUUCCCUCUCUUUUUUUUUCUA
This is a messenger RNA of Beta vulgaris subsp. vulgaris (sugar beet), 1989 nucleotides long. Its product is annotated as AT-hook motif nuclear-localized protein 22. Gene Ontology annotation, cellular component: nucleus. Lineage: Eukaryota; Viridiplantae; Streptophyta; Magnoliopsida; Caryophyllales; Amaranthaceae. The coding region runs from base 830 to 1834 and encodes 334 amino acids. Gene Ontology annotation, molecular function: minor groove of adenine-thymine-rich DNA binding; DNA-binding transcription factor activity. The record is from RefSeq and is a predicted model, not a curated record. Gene Ontology annotation, biological process: vegetative to reproductive phase transition of meristem. The transcript has a single exon.